This is a messenger RNA of Linum trigynum, 4442 nucleotides long. Lineage: Eukaryota; Viridiplantae; Streptophyta; Magnoliopsida; Malpighiales; Linaceae. The record is from the annotation of a GenBank genome assembly.
GUAUAGUAUUAUCUGAUGUGUAUUAACUUCUGCCUUCUCUUUGAUACUUGGUACUUAGUUCUCAAGCUUUUUCGAGAACGUUUUUCGGCUUGCUGCACAUUCCAAUGUUCUCAGGGCCCUGGAGCUAUUCAGAUUUCCCCUCCCCUAUCCCCAUUCCGCCACAAGCUCCUGCGCCUUUGAGAAGACUCCACAUUCUCGUGAGGAUGCGGGUCCUUCGAGAAAGCAUGGACAGAGGAAAUUGGGAAGAUCACAUCCUUUUUCGCUCACCACCCAAAUCCAUGAGCAUCAUGCUGUCAAAGAUUGCCAAGUUUCAAUCUUUCGACGAAACACUUGAUGCCUUGCAAAAGGAUGAAGGUUUGAGAUCGAAGAGUUCAAUGUCCUGCUUCGAGCCUUCUGCACUCAGAGAGAAAUGAAGGAAGCUAGGUAGUUUGCAUACCGUGUCCUAAUCAAUGCAUACUGUAAAAGAAAGGUUACUUCAGCGAUGCAAGGAAAUGAUCGACAGCAAGUCAACUAGUUUGUGCCUCAAGCAAAGAACUUCUGUUAUGUUGAUGAAGUUCUUCUUUGUGAAUGGUCGAGUCUAUAUGGGUCGGAGUUGUAGAAUUAAUUUAUUCCCAACAGUAUGUAAAUGAGCAUUAUCCAACAUGGUUAAAAAGAAUUAAAAAAAAACGCCAUAAAAUAGCUAAUGGGUUGUUUGGAUGAGGGAGCAGAGGACUAUACUUCUGUCGUUUGAAACCGGAGUUUAAGAAAUUGCACAAGAAAGUCAGAUUAAUCUUUAUUUUCAAAUUUACAUCCAUUUUGAUAAUAUUAUGGAACAAAAAAUUCGAGAAAUUAUUACAAAUCUAUACUGUGGUUGUAAUGUUUGGUGGUAGAGAGUACUCAUCUCCACCAUGCCCUGUCUAUACUGUGGUAAAAUAUGAGGAAAUGAAAGUAAGUUCUAAGUAAUUUAAAUAAAAUUACAUAUAAUUUAGACAAAAUUAGGUAAAGAAUGAGAUGGCUCAGGUAAAGUCGUAGAGAGUACUCAUCUCCACCAUGCCCUGUCUACGAGGAGAAUAUUACUCGACCAAAACAACAGAGUGUGUAAAACGGAUUAGAUCAAAAUUGCAAUCUUUAAUAAGGAAUUUGGUUUCGAAAAAUUUAUUAGAUAAUUAGGUUAAAAUCCUCACUUAAAAACCCACUCGGAUAAUUUGUACCAAGUCAUUGGUUGCAAACCCAUGAGCCCAACAACAAAAGGCCAAACCUUCGCCGACCCCAAUAACAACAAGCCCAACGCAAAAUUCCUCUCUUUAGAGAUCCAUUCCAGCAGCAAACCACUGAACCGACGGCGAGUGCUUCACUGCAACUCGCAAACCUUUCUCCCGCCGGCCGCCGGUUAUUGUUGUUGGCUGUCGGUAUCUCUAAUCGCCGUCGUCACAUUAACACCGGUUCAGCAGCUGGCCAUGGCAAGGACGACGAUCCUUAACAACUGCAUCAUCCAUCGAAACAACUGCUCUCGAUUUCAUCGACGAAGGAAAGCCGGUACGACUGAAUCCCCUUAUUCUUCUUCUUCUUCUUCUUCUUCUUCUUCUUCUUCUUCUUCUUCUUCUUCUUCUUCUUCCGCAGCUCCUCUCCCGUCUUACGUCGACUCCAGCGUAGAUGAUGCCGUGGAUUCAUUUAACCGUAUGAUCCGUAAGAAUCCCAGGCCUUCCGUUGUGCAAUUUAACCAUUUAGUGUCUUCUCUUCUGAAAAUGAACGCCUUCCAGGCUGCCUUCCAUGUGUUCGAAGAAAUGGAAUCAGCUGGAAUUCCCUUUAACAUUUGCUCGCUUAACAUGUUGAUUCGUUGCUUCUGUAAACUGGGUCGUGUGGAUUUUGCGUAUUCAGUUCUGAGCAAAGCUCUGAAGCUUGGUCUUCAACCUGAUGUUGUCACGUUCAAUACAUUGAUUGAUGGGCUGUGUAAAGCUGGUAAAGUCGUCGAUGCUGCGAAGCUGGUUCAUAAGAUCAGGAUUCUGGGCUAUCCAUUGGAUGUGUUCGCUUAUAGCGCGAUCAUUUGUGGGCUCUGUAAGGCAGGACGAACAAACGCCGGACUUGAAUUGCUUCGGAAAAUGAAGGAGUUAGGCUGUCAACCCAAUGUGGUUAGUUAUAGCACAGUGAUCGAUAGCCUCUGCAAGGAUGGAAUGGUGUCGAAAGCUUUAGAUGUGUUCUACGAUAUGAAGGAGAAAGGUAUUUCGCCGAAUGUUGUUUCUUACAAUUGCUUGAUUUAUGGUUUAUGUAUUUCAAGGCAAACGAAUGGAGCUAUAAUGUUGUUUGAGGAAAUGAUAGCAAACAACAUCAUGCCUGACGUAGUUACUUUUAACAUAAUGAUUGAUGCUUUCUGUAAGAAGGGAGAUGUUCUGAAGGCUAAGGUUAUGAUCCAAAUGAUGAUUCAAAGAGGAUUGGUUCCGAAUGUCAUCACAUACAGUUCAUUGAUGGAUGGGUAUUGUUUGCGCAACGAGUUAGACGAAGCUAGAAGAGUACUUGAUUUCAUGGUCAGCAGGGGAUGCAAGCCUAGUUUGUAUAGUUAUAGUAUUAUGAUCCAUGGAUAUUGUAAUGAUUCAUGCCUGCCAGGUCAUGUUGACGCCGCAUUGGCUCUGUUUCAAGCAAUGGAAAGCAGUCGGUUGAAGCCUAAUGUUGUUCUGUAUAAUACUCUUAUCGGUGGUUUAUGGAAAGCCGGUAGGGCUCAAGAAGCAAGGGACAUGUUUGCCAGGCUCUCUAAAGACAGUUGUUUGCGGCCUGAUAUUUUCACAUAUAGCAUAACAAUUGGUGGACUUUGUAGCCAAGGUUUGGUAGAUGAAGCAUAUGAUCUGUUCAGAAAAAUGGAACUGGAUGGUUGUCUGCCUAAUAGUUUCUGCUAUAACACUAUUAUUCACGGAUUUCUUCAUCACAAGGAUCCACUUGAAGUAGUGGCCCUUAUUCAGGAGAUGGUUUCUAAAGGUUUCUCAGCUGACACAACCACGAUGUCCUUGCUUAUACAGGUAUUGCCCAAAGAAAAGUUGGAUCAUCCGCUUGUCCAAAAGCUGCUGAAUGGUCCACAGAUAUCAACAUUCGGGAAAUAGGGUCUAAUUGUCUAUCAGCAGCUGCAACUUCAGGUGCUUGUUGAAACUUGUUGAAAUUGUCCUCUGGAGUCAAUUGGAUCAUCCAGUAGUGUGGACAAAACUCUUCCAGUCAAGAACAUCCCAAACCUUAAUGCUUUGUUCAACUGACAUCUACGCGAAGCAUUGUAUGAUGCGUGGAACUGAAGCUAUGACUCUUGAUCGGCACCAUUCUCGCUUACCUGUGUGUUUCGUGCAUUGGUGUGCCUUUUUCCUCAGCUUCCUGAUACAUGGAAAGGACUGAUCUCAGUGUGCUGCAUACUUGUUUCUCUCUUCCAUGAAAGGAUGGGUGUGGUAGGUUAUUUAUCUGAGAGGGAACUCUGAUAGAUGAUUGCUACCACCCAUGAAAUCCAAAACUAUGUAAGUUUUAUCCAUAUUGUGGUAUAAACAAAAAAAUGGAAAGCUUAUCAAUGAGUACAAUAUAUGUUUUUAACAGAUCAAUUCUCGACAUGAUCUUGACUUUGUCUAGCUUCAGUGCAGAAUUGGGUUAUGCAGCUACAUUGAGCUCAUAAGUCAUAACAGAUGCCAUCGAGCCUUUCCCGGGUACUAAAAGAGAGAAACAUUGAGCUUUGCUGGAUUGAAUAUUAUUAACCCAAUUAGUUGCCUAGUUGUUGUUCAAUUUUUGUUCAUAUUGAAAUAAACUGAAAUAGAUAAGGAGUUGCUCAUCGAUCCACACAGUUGUCCACGUACCAGUAGAAGAUUCAGCAGCUAUCGCAACCCCCGCUUCCUCAGGCGGAACUUCUGGUUGAGGAGUUACUCGGAAUGCUGCCAAGAUAUCAGUAUCUUUGGUUUCGUAGUCAGGAGUUAUUGAGUUCUUAGCAUACCACGCACUUCUGUAAAUAAACUCACUCAUUUAUUGAGUUCUUUGCCUAAGCGGAUCUUUUCUGAUGAGAUUCGUGUCUAGGCUUCCCUUUUCUUUUUUCUGCUUAGCACAGUAUUAUCUAAUGUAUAUUUCAUAAAAACUCUUUGGUGAUUUUAACCCGACUCAAAUGAACCGAUCUAUCUCGAUUUCUCAAAUAUGAAUCUACUCUACUUGUAGGUAGUUUGAAGCAAAAUAAAAUGAGUGACAAAGUACCUAACUUAAUCUGCACCGAUCAUAAAAUAGAUAUAACGUAAAAAAAACUCGUAUCGUCCCGCCUCAUUGCCAUUCCUUCCGGCAAUGAUACCGAGCACUUCUAGUAUGCUAUAUAGCAUCGAUGCUUUAAUGUACGACUUAAAAUUAUACCAUAACAUUAAAUGUAUAAGUUUAGGUUGUACCAUAAAAGAAUUUGUAUCAUUAUGUUAUGGUAUUACUUUACAACUUGAAGUUGUACCAUCAAAUAAAUGUAUAAGUUCAAG